CCGGGCGGGCCUGCGCCUAAGUGCGCCGGCGCAGUGCGCUCUCCUCAGGGCGGCGGAGGCGGCGCGCCGGGGAAGAUGGAAGACUAUCAGAGUGCGGAAGAGACUACUUUUGUUGUUGACGAAGUGAGCAACAUCGUGAAAGAGGCUAUAGAAAGUGCCAUCGGUGGCAACGCCUAUCAGCACAGCAAAGUCAACCAGUGGACCACAAAUGUAGUAGAACAGACUUUAAGCCAACUCACCAAGCUGGGAAAACCAUUCAAAUACAUUGUGACCUGUAUCAUCAUGCAGAAGAACGGAGCAGGACUGCACACGGCGAGUUCUUGCUUCUGGGACAGCUCUACUGACGGGAGCUGCACUGUGCGAUGGGAGAACAAGACCAUGUACUGCAUCGUCAGCGCCUUCGGACUGUCCAUCUGACUGACCUCCUCAUCCCCCGGGCUCUUUCUCCUCUUGUCUCAGCUUUUCUCUCCGACCUCCUAACCAUCAGCCAUGAAUUCAUGAACAGCUUUCCCACUCUGUUUUCUGUGGCACUCUCAACAUGCAGAGAAAAAACCAAUGACCGCCCUGUUCUGUGAUCAGCACACCCAGUCACACGGAUCCUCAGUCGGAACCUGGACUGCCAUGUGUCCACACUCUGAUUAUCUCUGUUCAAAGGUGCUAAACACUCAACCUGCUAGUGUGAACCUUUCUCUACUCUCUGAAAUCAUUCAAACACACUAAUUUUUUCCAUACUUUGUAUUUUUAUUAGAAUAAAUUAUUCCAAUUUA
Eptesicus fuscus (big brown bat) is the source of this 767-nucleotide messenger RNA. RefSeq names its product dynein light chain Tctex-type 1 (gene DYNLT1). The transcript is spliced from 5 exons. The record is from RefSeq and is a predicted model, not a curated record. NCBI's taxonomy places the organism in Eukaryota, Metazoa, Chordata, Mammalia, Chiroptera, Vespertilionidae. Gene Ontology annotation, biological process: microtubule-based movement. Gene Ontology annotation, cellular component: cytoplasmic dynein complex; cytoplasm. The coding region runs from base 76 to 417 and encodes 113 amino acids. Gene Ontology annotation, molecular function: dynein intermediate chain binding.